Messenger RNA from Panicum virgatum (switchgrass), 1221 nucleotides. RefSeq lists its product as uncharacterized. The record is from RefSeq and is a predicted model, not a curated record. The coding region runs from base 532 to 897 and encodes 121 amino acids. The transcript has 3 exons. NCBI's taxonomy places the organism in Eukaryota, Viridiplantae, Streptophyta, Magnoliopsida, Poales, Poaceae.
CAGCUGUACACGAGCCGCCGCUGGUCUUCGAUUUCGCGGCACUUCUACCUCGUCGUGCUCCAGAUACAGUUUUUUUCUUGCUUUAACCAUGUUCCCUACUUAAGGACCCUUAGUUGAACAACUUUUUACCUCAUCCUCAGUGAAGACUGAAUUCAAACAUUUGUUCAUCUUAAUUUUGGUCAGAUUGAUUUUGGGUCGGUCAAACAUAGGAUCGGCGUGCAUCUUUCACAUUUAGAAAAGAAAGGGAAAACAUUUGUUUUGUAUAAAAGCUAAAAUAUGUUCUGUGGAGAUUGUAAACUCGGUAGCGCCUUCGGUAUCAACUUCAACUGAACUUGAUUCUAUAUAAAUUGAUCUCAUGUAUAUAACUUGUUCAUUUAAACGUGAAUUAUACUGUUAUUUAACAUGGAACAAUUUGUUAAUUGUAAAAGGAUGGCAGGUUAAAGUUUAUAAAAUCUAGUGACACUUGAUCGUACACUUAGGAUUAUGAUUCAAUGAAAUUAAGGCCCAUGGCUGAUCCGCGAUGCCAGCUCUAUGCGGCCAGUGAUUCUAGAUACAUAUCACAAUCUUGAUAACCUUGAUAUUGCUGGCAUUGGUGAUGCUGUUUGUUCUGUUCUGUUUCUUCAGGGUCCUCAAACUCAUAACAAGGAAGCUUUCAAUGAGUGGGACGUUGCAAAGGGUGCAGCGAUGGAAAUCUUACCCAAGGUAGCUUACGUCAUGGCGUUCAGUGGCUGGACGCUUAUAUAUUUUUGGGUUAUUCCAAAACUGAAGCAUUUCAAGGACAUGUUGGAUGCUUCUAAUAAAGAAAAGUUGGCCAUGGUAGAUGAGAUAGAACGCUGUCAUCAGAGGCUACGUCAGUUCGAAGCUAGAGAUUCAGUGGGACAAGGUAAAAGAUACUGAUGGACAGCAAGCUUCUUAGAUUUCUUAGAUGAUAAAGAUGAUCCUUGGGGCAAUACAAGAAUCAAGCCGAGAGGCAUGCAUUAUUGUUUUUCUUUUCCAAAAAAAAGGAAAACACAGUCUUCUUGGCUGUGAUACAAACCUGAAGGAUGCUAAAUAGUUCUUACAGGAUUUUUUCUUUACAUAGAGUUAAAAUGAUCUGACACAUUGUUUGACCAAGGAUGCUAUACGUUACUCGUUUGGAUCCAAGGGGCUAACAAUAAGCCCUGGAGAAUUUUACUAUUCAAGAGUAUUUAAUAAAGUUUAUACACAAAGCUACUUGCACAA